Messenger RNA from Rotaria sordida, 243 nucleotides. The record is from the annotation of a GenBank genome assembly. Lineage: Eukaryota; Metazoa; Rotifera; Eurotatoria; Philodinida; Philodinidae.
AUGACAUAUAAAAAAGAUGAAAUUAUUCGUGAUCUGAAAUACAAAGAUAAUUUUCUUGCUAUGCCUAUUUUUAACAAACAUAAAGAAGAAAGUCGUUUUGAUUUACGUUCAUCAACAACAUUCGAAAUGUAUUUGGUCAGUUCAAAUUCAUGGACGUUGUCGUUGUUGUUCAAUGUUGAUGGACAACGUUUAAAAUCGAAUAAAUACGAUCAACAUCAACGACUUGAAGAUAUGCUUCCAUGA